GGUUGAGGAUGGUGACGACGUUCUGGCAGACGACAUUCUGUAUCUCACACUCGGACCACAUCGGCAUCGGACACACACACGUCGGCACCCACCUGCACAACCAUUGCACAUCGACAUAUAUAUAUGUGUGUGUGUGUGCUGGCCUCACCCAGAUAGACGAGAGGUGGCGUGAGUUGCGUAUGUCCACUGCGUUGUGGUGCGCAUGUGGAUGACGAGCUCAUCACCAGCGCAGCACGACAUCUGACACGCGUGAUCGGCCUGCAAUCGGACACACACAGACAGACAGACAGACAUGCACGUCUUUGUGCGUCAUGCUUUGGUGACCUUGAAGCUCGCGACGGCUUGUGUCACGACGGGUGUCUGCUUGUUGCAUGACUCCAGCCAAAACGCAAUCUCACUGGAUGGAUGGACAGAUACACACAUACAUAUGCAUCCAUCUCAGCCACGUCAGUGUGAGUGUGUGCAUCUCAUCUGCCGGCUGCCUACACCGAGUCGGGCGGUGCGAAGACCGUGUGUGCCGGAUUGCUCAUCGGCGCGACCUCCACCUGCAACACACACACACAUAAAGGUGUCCGUCGAUACAUGCGUUGGGGGUGUGUGUGUGGCUUACCGCGGCGAAGCACAACUCGAAGGCCAAGAGGGCGGGUGGGGCCGUGUCGAUGUGUGGCGGGCAGUCGGGGGGAGGGAAGCGCACAGACGAGAAGGGCGUGGGUGGGAACGACAGCACAUCCUCCGCCUCCUCAGCAUCAGCAGCAUCGGACGACGAGGCCGACACGCCGUCGAGACUGUCGCUGCUCUCCUCGCACUUCACCACAUGGGCCACCGAAUCCCUGACACGCACACACACACACACAGAGAGAGAGAGAGAGAGGGGCGUUGGUCAGUGAGGGAGAAUGGCUGUCAGCAGGAAAGGUGCCCGCGAGAGGCUGAGCGCGUGUGUGUGAGAUGACUUGACUUUCGCGCAUAAGGGAUCAGCAAGCGUUUGGGCGACGGAAGUGUGUGUGGGUCGCGCGGCUUCCGAUGGAGUUGUCGGUAGGGUAGCCACCCUGGGAGAGUGCUUUGUAGAACACAUGGGGGUCUCUCCAGCUCACAGAUAGGCCUUCAU
Vitrella brassicaformis is the source of this 1105-nucleotide messenger RNA. The record is from the annotation of a GenBank genome assembly. NCBI's taxonomy places the organism in Eukaryota, Vitrellaceae.